CGCCAUUUAUGCCGACCCUCUUGGACAGACCGUCAGAGCAGCUCCAACUGUUGCCCGUGCGUCCCAUUCGUCCCGAGGUUUAUCCGCGGUACUUGAUCUCCGUUCUAUACUUCGUCGAGGCUCCGGACUUCGUUUUCAAGAGAUCAACAUGAGGAUGAAAGGCGGCCUGUCCACCUUGAUACACAUGUCGGCCCUGCGCCCGCUUGUCAUAUGUGGGCCAUCCGGUAGUGGGAAAUCGACACUGCUCAAGAAGCUGUUGAAAGACUUCGGCGAUUAUUUCGCCUUGAGUGUGUCCCAUACCACCCGGAAGCCCAGGCCUGGUGAAGUGAAUGGCAAAGACUACCAUUUCAUAUCGCGGGAUGAAAUGGAACAGGCCAUCGAGGCGGGCGAAUUCAUCGAGUACACGGAGUUUUCGGGAAACCUGUAUGGCACGAGCAAGAAAUCCGUUCGCGAUGUGCAAGAACAAGGGCGAAUCUGCAUCCUAGACAUUGAAAUUGAGGGUGUGAAGAACAUCAAGAACACAGAUCUGAAUCCCCGCUACAUCUUCAUCAAGCCUCCAAGCAUGAAGGCCCUUGAAGAGCGGCUCAGGGGUCGGGGAACAGAAACUGAGGAGAGCUUGCAUAAACGCCUGGCAAGAGCUAGUGAGGAGAUUGCCUAUGGCGAGAACCAGGGCAACUUCGACCUUCUACUAGUCAAUGACAACCUCAAGAGUGCAUACAGCAAACUCCGAGAUUACCUUAUAAAGGAGUACAGUAUGGGUUUCUCUAUUAUCCAGGAAGUGGAGGAGCUUCAGAAGAAGCCAAAGAUCUAGUCACACCCAACAUCUGUGGACUCAGCGCACCCAUCAUGCAUCAUAUUUCUGUUGCCUGUAACUUAUUGCGGACUGAUUUUCGCUGCGAUACAUACGCCGCAGUUUUCAUUGAAAGGUUUUUUUUUUUUUAAACAAGAUCAGUGCUGAUGUUCAUUGGGAGUGGUCCACUGUAUAAGGUACCACUUCUGACAGCGCAUGUAGUCCUUGUUUUCUUUCUUUUUAUUCCUACUUUCAUAAUUCAUUUUCCUCCCAUUUUAUUUAAAAGUCGUUCAUGAGUCUUUAAUGUUGUGAGACACUCAUAGGUGCGCAUUGUAUUUGUGAUACUGUUGACAAGGCUUGAGCAGAAUCUUGACCAUGUAUCUGAGACUGUGCAUCGUAGUUCUGUGUAAGUGCUAGAAAUAAGCACGAGCUUAGUCCUAUGGGUCCCUUGAACCUGCUGCAGUGUUCAUGUGCGCCCACUGUUGCAGGCACAGCGUUACUGCAAAACAAGUGCCGCACCUGCUGCAUGGCCAAUCUUGUUUCUGCUAAAAUUGUUCCUGUUACUUCUAGCUCGCAAUGAUUCCUGUUUGGAUAUCUGAAAUUCAGUUCCAUAUAGUAGAUGUUGUGACUCUGUGGUCCCCUCAUUGUGGUUUCUGUAACUUGUGUAUUGUGUUAGUUUCCAUAGAAACAUCUAACUAAGCUUUAAGUGUGCAUACACUGUGAUUUUUGUGCAACAUAGAAAUGAAUUAUGGCAUAUUAGUCAUACUGACAGUUUUGCUGCAUUUCUGUGAUUUGCAUAUGUUGUAGAGUGAGUGUGCGUGUGUGUGCGUAUUCAAGAAUCUCACUUAAUUUAAGCUACUGGGGUCAGGGGUACAGUGUGGUGAAAGUAAUUGUUUUUUGUUUCUGUUUUCCCUCUAUAUCAAAAUUUGAACUGGUGUGAAUAGGGCAUGAACCUAUUCCUGUUGCAUUUUAUUGACCAUGGCUAUCAUAUUACUGUACAUAUUUUGUUUGCAUUGGACCAAAACAGUCGACAUGCUUGUUUUGCAUUUUCUUCUGGUGGACUCUUCUCAACGACACUUGAAGAAUGUAUGUUGACUAAAUAUAACAGUUGUUCGUUGUCAAUCGGUUUAAGUAUGCAUGGUCUGCACCCCAUGUUCGCUCUUAGCAGUGUUUUCAUUGUUCAUAGCACAGUGUUGUGAGCCAUAACUGUCUUGCUAAGAGUCAUUCGGUUAGAAACUACUGUAAAGCAGGUGUAUAGGGAAAAGAUUGUGUUGUGCUUAAAGGGACAUUAAAAGCAACAAUUAAGAAGACAACGUCGCCCGGCAUAAUAUUGUCGUUGUAGGCGUCAUACAUUGAGCUUUUACCCUCACAUAAAUUUUUAUUUGGCUUUAGUGUCCCUUUAAAGUGCAGCUGGUAAUUUAAUGUUCCUACUAUAUUGGCUUGAUGGGUACACUGUAUAAACAGCUUAUAAAACAUCAUGACUCAUUUGUAUGAGUGGUUUUCUUGAAUUAGAUUCUGUCGGCUUUAGCUGACAGUGUCCCUUUAAAGUGUAGCUGGUAAUUUAAUGUUCCUACUAUAUUGGCUUGAUGGGUACACUGAAUAAACAGCUUCUAAAACAUCAUGA
Molecule: messenger RNA, 2414 nt
Organism: Rhipicephalus microplus (southern cattle tick)
Lineage: Eukaryota; Metazoa; Arthropoda; Arachnida; Ixodida; Ixodidae
Product: guanylate kinase
Biological process (GO): purine nucleotide metabolic process
Cellular component (GO): cytosol
Molecular function (GO): GMP kinase activity
Source: RefSeq, a predicted model, not a curated record